Molecule: messenger RNA, 753 nt
Organism: Limanda limanda (common dab)
Lineage: Eukaryota; Metazoa; Chordata; Actinopteri; Pleuronectiformes; Pleuronectidae
Product: enkurin-like
Exons: 5
Coding region: 1-753 (250 amino acids)
Cellular component (GO): acrosomal vesicle
Molecular function (GO): calmodulin binding
Source: RefSeq, a predicted model, not a curated record
AUGUCUGAAGUUGUGUAUCCACCAGAGAGUGUCUACAACAAUCUACCGAAGAUAGCGGUUCUAACUCAAAAACCACCGAGAUAUAUGUCCAAGUUUAGAUCGACAGUUAUUCUUGAGGAAAAGGCAAACAAGGAAACAUUGAGAACAAUGGGACCAGCGAAAGAAGAGGUGGCAUCACCGGACCGGUACACCAAAAAGCAUUUAAAAGAGCCCAAACUGCCCUCAAAAGAGUUUUGUCACAGCUGUACUGUGAAGAAACCACCUGUUCCUGCAAGGACAGACAAUCCACCCAUGGGCAUUCACACAAAAAGAGACUUUACAAAGACAACUACUUUGGUUCCGAUGAAGCCACAGCCAACCUGUGUGGACAGCAAGGGACACAAGCAACGCCUUGAACAUUCAGGACUCGUCCCAAAGUACUUAAAGAAAAAGGAUUACGGAGAAGUACCUGAGUACCUUAUCCAGCGCAAUGAAGAAAAGCAGAGGGCUCAGGAGGAUUAUGAAAACUUUUUGAAAGAUCAGAAGGAGCAGGGGGCCAUCAAACUCAUGCCUGACAUGGAGCGACAAUCUCUCCUGGAGGACCUGAAGAAGAACUGGGAUAAGCUGCACCACGAAUAUCAGGGCCUCUCGCUCGUCACCGACACCCUGUCAAAGAAAGCCCACAAGGAGCAGCUUGAAGCGGCGAUGAAGCAGUUGGAGGACGACAUUGAUCUCUUCGAAAAGUUCAAAACCAUCUACCUACCCAAUCACUAG